AUGAGUAUGAAAGUGGCCUUUUUGAUGGUCCUAUUUUCUAUAGUAGGUCUAGUAAGUUCAAAUGAUAACUGCUAUCCUGAAACAGUUUACAUGACUUUAGGCGAGUAUUAUUCUCCUGACUAUUCUGAAAUAGGUUGCACUAACACACUUUAGAUUUCUUUUUCUACUGUUAACUAAUGUUCAGAUUCAUAUGUUAUUGUCUUUCCUGAAACUAAUGAAGAAGCAGAACUAUUUGAAACUAAGAAUUUCUUCUAAUAAAAUGCUGAACCUAUUUUAGGUGUAAAACAAUCAGUAGUUGAAUAAAGCUGGAAUGGAGAGAAAUUUUGCCACAAUGGAAAAAAUUGUGAAAAAGUUUACUACUAGAAAUUCGUUCACUAUUUUACUUUUGAUUUAUGCUCGUUUUAAAAGAGAUUUACUUACAAAAUAUAUGGAAACAUUAAUGAAAGUCCAAGAGUAUUUACAGGCAUUAUUCCUAAGAGAGACAGAUCAUCAGAUGAAAUUCAACAAUUUUUAGCAUUUGGAGAUCAUGAAAUCUCAGUACCUGGAAAUUAUACUAUCUCCUCUUUAUCUAAAUUGGUUGAGGAAAAGAAAGAAUACGACGGUAUCCUCUUUUUAGGAGAUUACGCCUAUGAGUUUUAUAACAACAAUGCCACUAAAGGAGACAUUUAUAUGAAUUCUAUGGAACCUUUUUAUAGUUAUUGGCCAUACAUGUUUAGUCCUGGUAACCAUGAAGAUUGCUAAAACUUUGCAUUCGUUAAUCAAAAAUUCCAUAUGAUGAACAAUAUUAGCUAGCAAAAUAACAAUGUCUUCUCCUUUAAUAUUGGAAAAGUUCAUUUCUUGUCUGUAAAUUUGCACUACUUUAACAAUGGAACUGGAGUUAUCGAUCCAUAAAUCUAAGAAUCAAUGUUAUAAUCAGUAGAAAAAGAUUUAAUUGCUGCUAAUUUGAAUAGAAAAAAUCAACCAUGGAUAUUUAUCCUCGGCCACAAGCCUAUUUACUGUGUAGGAAGAGCUGAUUGUUAUGAUUAUUAUGUUCAAUAUCAAUAAUUCGAUUAACUCUUCUAUAAGUAUGGAGUUGAUAUUUUCUUGGCUGCUCAUUAGCAUGAAACUACUAAAUACUAUCCUAUGUAUUAAAAUGACACAAUGCCCUAUUAAUAAUUCAAGCAAAAUAUUAUUUUGAAUCCUAAGAGUUAUAUGUAAAUAUUACAAGGAAAUGCUGGAUGCGAUGAUAUGGCACACACUGAUGUAUAUUAUAACGCUACAUGGGUUUUAAGCAGGUCAUUUGAUCCAGGUUUUGGAACUCUCCAAAUUAUUAACGACAACCUCAUUUAGUUUUUAAACUAUGAUUCUUAGACUAAUAGCUCACUUGAACCAACCAUGAUAUACUCUGAUCAUUCAUAUCAUAUCAAAAAUAAUACUAUCGACUAUGGGCACUAUAUAAAUAUCUGA
Messenger RNA from Tetrahymena thermophila SB210, 1446 nucleotides. Its product is annotated as ser/thr phosphatase family protein. Lineage: Eukaryota; Ciliophora; Oligohymenophorea; Hymenostomatida; Tetrahymenidae. The record is from RefSeq and is a predicted model, not a curated record. The transcript has a single exon. Gene Ontology annotation, molecular function: hydrolase activity.